Messenger RNA from Funneliformis geosporum, 180 nucleotides. Lineage: Eukaryota; Fungi; Glomeromycota; Glomeromycetes; Glomerales; Glomeraceae. The record is from the annotation of a GenBank genome assembly.
AUGGACUUAUCCUUGUUCCUUACAGAGAUCCAUCCUAAAGACAUGGAUUUCGAUAUUAAGAAGUUAUGUGAAUAUAUCUCGAUGUUAAGUAUGUUAAGUGAUUUCGGACCGUGCAAAAGAAAAAAUAAGUUGGAUUUCUCUGGUAAAAAACUUGAUAUCCCGGCUUUACUAUUCUAUUGA